GUUGCUAUUCUAGUGUAAGUGGGUCUCUCUCCUUCUGCACCAAAAAAGAAAAAUUUAAAACUCUCAUCACCCACUCUGCUUCGCCUUCAACACAUGGCAACACCUUCGUUCUUUUUUCUUCCUCUGCCACCCCAACGCUCCUCCUCUGCAACUUACCUUAUCUCCAACCACCACUCACCAUCUUCUUCAACCUUUAAAACCAAUCUUUAAUUAACUUCUGUCUCCAUUUUUUCUUCCUUUUCUUUAAUAAUGGCUGCUGCUAAUGCCAUGUCAAUGACGGAUCUUCUCCUCUUCAUUUUCUUUCUCUUUUUAUCUUCAUCUCCGCCGUCCUCCGGGCAGACCCAGCAGCAACGCAGCCCUGAAAAUCUUGCAGAAAUCGAAUCUUUAACGUCUUUCAAGCUUAAUCUCGACGACCCUCUUGGUUCUUUAAACACUUGGGACUCCUCAACACCCUUAGCUCCAUGUGACUGGCGUGGGGUUUUUUGUUCCAAGAACCGAGUCACUGAGCUCCGUCUUCCCAAUCUCCAACUCGGCGGCCGACUCACUGAUCAUUUAUCUAACUUGCAACUCUUACGUAAGUUAAGUCUUAGAUCAAACUAUUUUAACGGAACUAUUCCUUCUUCCCUCUCGAAAUGUACUCUUUUACGUGCUCUUUUCUUGCAGUACAACUCAUUUUCUGGUAAUCUUCCGUUAGAAUUCAGUAAUCUUACGAGUCUUCAAGUUCUCAGUGUAGCUCAGAACAAUUUGUCCGGUAAAAUUAGCCAACUUCCUUUAAAUUUGGUUUAUUUAGAUCUUUCUUCUAAUGCAUUUUUUGAUUCAAUCCCGUUACAAAUUUCAAAUAUGUCUCAACUUCAGCUUAUAAAUCUGUCUUACAACCAGUUCUCGGGUUCGAUUCCGGCUAGUUUUGGCCAGCUUCAGAGUUUACAGUAUCUGUGGUUGGAUUAUAAUCAUUUUGUAGGUACUAUACCCUCUGCAAUUGCUAAUUGCUCUUCACUUGUGCAUUUGAGUGCUAAUGGUAACUCACUUGGAGGUGUUUUUCCUGCUGCUAUAGGAGCUUUACCUAAGUUGCAAGUUAUUACUUUAUCACAGAAUAACCUAUCUGGGUCUGUUCCUUUGUCUGUUUUCUGUAAUGUGUCUGGUUAUUCGCCUUCGUUGCGGAUCGUGCAGCUCGGGUUUAAUGGGUUUAGUGAGAUUGGUAGUCCUGAGUCAGGAGAUUGUUUUAGUGCUUUGCAGGUUUUGGAUCUUUCGCGGAAUCAUAUCCUUGGCGGGUUUCCGGUAUGGUUAGCAAAGAUUGUUUCUUUAACAAUGUUGGAUUUUUCGGGGAAUUUGUUUUCUGGUGAUAUUCCGGUGGAAAUUGGAAACUUGUCGAGGUUGGAACAGUUAAGAUUGGCUGGUAAUUCUUUUAGUGGUCUACUUCCUGUGGAGAUUAAACAAUGUAGCUCGUUGCGAGUACUUGAUCUUGAAAGGAACAGGUUUUCAGGUGAAAUUCCUGCAUUCUUGAGUGAUAUUAGAGGUUUGAAAGAGUUAUCUUUAGGUGGGAAUCAAUUCUUUGGUUCAGUUCCAGCAAUUUUUCGGAAUCUUACUGAGCUGGAGACCUUAAGUUUGCGUGGUAAUCGUUUGAACGGGAGCUUGCCAGAGGAGCUUAUUGGAUUGAGCAAUUUGACUACACUGGACCUGAGUGAAAACAGGUUUUCUGGUGAAAUUCCUGGAAGUAUUGGGAAUUUGAGUAGAAUAAUGUCCUUGAAUUUGAGUGGAAAUGUUUUUUCCGGAAAGAUUCCGGCUAGUUUGGGAAAUCUGUUGAGGCUGACAACUCUUGAUUUGAGCAAACAAAAUUUAUCUGGUCUGCUGCCAUCUGAACUUUCUGGAUUGCCGAAUCUUCAAGUAAUUGCUUUGCAAGAAAACAGUUUAUCCGGUGAUGUUCAUGAAGGGUUCAGUAGUUUGAUGGGUUUGAGUUACUUGAACCUAAGUUUUAAUGGCUUGUCUGGUCAAAUUCCUUCAACUUAUGGAUUCCUCAGGUCACUGGUAAUCCUUUCAUUGUCUAAUAAUCACAUAUCUGGAUCAAUCCCAGCAGAGCUUGGUAAUUGUUCUGAUCUUGAAACUCUCGAGUUGCAAUCAAAUUCUUUUACCGGUCAUAUUCCUGCUGAUCUCUCUCGCCUUUCGCAUUUGAAAGUGCUUGAUGUUGGAAGGAACAAGCUAUCCGGUGAAAUCCCUGGGGAAAUCUCGCAAUGCUCCUCGUUAGCUACAUUGUUACUUGAUCAUAAUCAUCUGUCAGGCAGCAUUCCGGAUUCAUUGUCCAAUUUACCCAACCUUACAUCUCUCGAUCUUUCGACUAAUAACUUGAGUGGGGAGAUUCCAGCUAAUCUUACGCAAAUUACUAGCUUGGUAUACUUGAAUGUGUCUAGCAAUAAUCUUGAAGGCGAGAUUCCGUUUUUGCUGGGCUCUAGAUUUAACAAUCAGUCAGCAUUCGCAGAAAAUGCAGACCUUUGUGGGAAGCCAUUGCACAGGAAAUGUGUGGAUACAGCCGAAAGGGAUAGAAGAAAACGGUUGAUUUUGCUGAUUGUUAUAGCUGCAAGCGGAGCUUGUCUCUUGGCAUUGUGUUGCUGCUUCUACCUUUUCGGUCUCUUGAGGUGGCGAAAAAGGCUAUUACAAAGGGCGGCCGGGGAGAAGAAACAUAGCCCAGCUAGGGCUAGCUCAACAGCAAGUGGGGGUCGCGGCAGUUCAGAAAGUGGAGGGCCGAAGCUUGUUAUGUUCAAUAACAGGAUUACGCUUGCAGAAACAAUCGAAGCAACUAGGCAAUUCGACGAAGAAAAUGUACUCAGCCGAACAAGACAUGGAUUAGUUUUCAAGGCUUCUUACAAUGACGGCAUGGUACUCUCGAUACGAAGACUCUCUGUUGGAUCGAUGGACGAAAACAUAUUCAGAAAAGAAGCAGAGUUUCUAAGCAAAGUAAAGCACCGAAACCUCACAGUACUUCGCGGAUACUAUGCAGGAGGACCACCCGACAAGAGACUUCUUGUAUUCGACUACAUGCCAAAUGGAAACCUCGCAACUCUCCUCCAAGAAGCGUCCCACCAAGACGGCCAUGUCCUGAAUUGGCCAAUGCGACACUUGAUAGCGCUUGGAAUCGCUCGUGGACUAGCAUUCCUCCACACAUCAAACAUAGUUCACGGCGACAUCAAGCCACAAAACGUUCUAUUUGACGCAGACUUCGAAGCCCAUCUAUCCGAUUUCGGAAUAGACCAAUUGACAGCAACAACAUCAGCAGAAGCAUCAAGUUCGACAAGAGUCGGAACAUUAGGUUACGUAUCACCAGAAGCAAUACUAACAGGAGAAGUUACAAAAGAGUCGGAUGUAUACAGCUUUGGUAUAGUAAUGCUAGAAUUACUAACAGGAAAAAGGCCAGUAAUGUUCAGUGAAGAUGAAGAUAUAGUGAAAUGGGUGAAGAAGCAGUUACAAAGAGGUCAAAUAGCAGAACUGUUGGAGCCAGGGUUACUAGAGUUAGACCCUGAAUCAUCAGAAUGGGAAGAGUUUUUACUUGGAGUUAAAGUUGGGUUAUUAUGCACUGCACCUGACCCCUUAGAUAGACCAACAAUGGGUGAUAUUGUGUUCAUGCUUGAAGGUUGCCGUGUUGCUACUGAUAUUCCAAGCUCUGCUGAUCCUACUACGACGCAGCCAUCUCCGGCAAGGCAACCCGAAACUCAUUGAAACUUACAGCCCGAAACUUGUGGAGUUUUGAUGUCCUGAUUUGUAGCAUGUUUUUCUUUUCCAUAUUUUUUUUUAGAAAUUAUUGAAUGGAUGUUUGUUCAAUUACCUUGUUACUUCUUUAGAUUUUUAAUUUUUUUGUCAAUGAAUUGACAUCGACUUAAGUUC
This is a messenger RNA of Mercurialis annua (annual mercury), 3870 nucleotides long. RefSeq names its product probable LRR receptor-like serine/threonine-protein kinase At4g36180. Gene Ontology annotation, biological process: protein phosphorylation. Gene Ontology annotation, molecular function: ATP binding; protein kinase activity; receptor serine/threonine kinase binding. The transcript has a single exon. The coding region runs from base 250 to 3705 and encodes 1151 amino acids. NCBI's taxonomy places the organism in Eukaryota, Viridiplantae, Streptophyta, Magnoliopsida, Malpighiales, Euphorbiaceae. The record is from RefSeq and is a predicted model, not a curated record.